CUGUCGGUUUGCGGUUAUAGUUCAAACUUGGCUUCAGCAUUCAGACGACCAGGAGCAGCAGAAGCAGCACCAACUACACACACAUGAGAGCCGGAGCACAGAGAAAAAUAUGAAAAAGAUAUAUAUUGGCAAAACUGCUCUCAAAACCCAGAGAAACGGUUGCAAACAUCAAAAAAGGAGCUCAUUUCACGACCACAAGGAUGACUUACGUAAGCGCCUGUCGUACACCACCCACAAACUAGAGAUGGUGGAAACUGAGUUUGACUCCACUCGGCAGUACCUCGAGACAGAGCUGCGCCGGGCCCAGGAGGAACUGGAGAAAUUUACAGAGAAGCUGCGCAGGAUCCAGAGUAGCUAUGCAGCUCUUCAGAGGAUCAACCAGGAUUUGGAGGACAAGAUGCACAGGGCGUCACAGCACCACGAGGAGGAAAAGAGAGCCCUCAGCCGGGAAAUCAUUGUUCUCAACAAUCAUCUCAUGGAGGCGAAGAUCACCAUUAAUAAACUCAGAGAGGACAAUGACCUGUACAGGAAAGACUGCAAUCUGGCAGCCCAGCUGCUGCAGUGCUCCAAGUCUCACUACAGAGCACAUAAGAUGUCUGAGCUGCCACUGGAUUUCCAGGAACGCAUCAGUUCCCUCAUGGAAAAACAUAAUCAGAGUAGUGGCGUCACCAUGGCAAUGUGUCACUCAAAUUAUCCAGACGCUGUGCCCACAGCCAUAAUUGCCAAGGUCCUGGAAAAGCCAGAGCCUGGAAGCAGUUGCCCUGUAACGCGUUCACCCAGCCCGCAGGCACAGGAUGGAGACUUUCUGACAGGAACAGGAAGCACUGAUCAUCUGAACCGGCGCCUCUCUUAUAAGACAUCUGACCUGUACUGCAGCGACACGGCGCUCUACUGUCCUGAACGAUGGCAGGACACCGAGCGCAGACAAAGUGUCGACCUUCAUGGCACUGGCCUGCUUCAGCUUCACGCUCAGAACUCUGUUGACAGCAACCCCGAUGAAGAUGCUUUCCACUCUGGAAGUUUUUCCCACCAUGAACCCCCAUCCUCCUUCCGUCACCACGAUGAGUUCGGCACUGGGAGUCUCCCAGUGUCCAGUUCCUACUCCAGUUUUAGUCUUGCAUCAGAUGAAAAGGGAGGAGUUAGUGGAGGAUGUGGGCGCACUGGCAGCAGCACCUUAUCUUCUUCCCACCAGGGUCUCUACAUGGACUGGCGAGAAGGUAGUAGUGGAGACUAUGAGCACAAAAGUAUUUCCUCCUAUGAUAAAGACAGACCAAGCUUCCCCAAGUCCCACAGCAUCCAGCACAUGGCAACCCAAAGGAGCCCCCAGAAGGGCCCCUCACCAGCCUACACAAGGACAGCGUCAUGUUUCAGUGAACCAUUCCACUCCAGCACUCCUCGUCUGGCCUCCUCUCACAGCAUGGGGUCUACAAUUGGACUGGGCCAGGCUCAUGGAGGAACCCUGGACAGCCAGGGUGAUGUCCAGGUCUCCGAGGAUGACCUGAGCAGCCGCUGGAGACAGCUCAGCGUGGAAGACAUCAACACCUUCUCAUCUUCUUAUCGCAACAUUACAGGGCGGGUUUCUCCAUACAGUUUCUCUGAACGCCACUUUGCCAUGGGCCCCUCCAGUAAAGUCAAAGGGUCUCUCUACAGCAGCUUCCAAGAAGGAGACGACGUCUUCCACAGUCGGGUGCUGGAGCAGUGCUUUCCCAUGAGUUCCUCCUCUCCCAGCCGCAGUCCCAAGCCAAAAGAGCAUCGCAAGCAGGAGAAAACUUCUGUGCUGUAUAGAGCCAAGGAUGACAGUCAGGACUCUGAGAGCAGUUUGUUCCUCUCAGGGAGCUCUAAAGACAAGGAGAGCAGCGGGGGAGCGACAGCGGCAAGCAGCGCAAAGAAGGACUACGUGAAUCUGAGCGCAGACAGUUCGGCUGAUUCCUUACACCAAAGCUCACUUGAAGCCUCAAGUCUUCAACACUACCCCACCCCCAGGCCGAGCGUCCGGCCCCGCCCGAGCUCCAGCUCUGCUCUCAGCAUCGGCCCCGCGCUCCCAAAGAAGACUUCUGCAAGAUACCAAAAGUUUGGCAGUACAGGACUGACGAGAAAGGACAGUUUGACCAAGGCACAGCUAUACGGUACGCUGCUGAACUGAGUGGAGAAAGCGAUUUUUAUUUUAUGCAUGAUGAUGACGAUGAUAACGAGUCCUAACUUUCUGUACUGUUCUGUAUCUCUCCCUGCAGCAAACACAUACUUGGUGUGAUGGGGUGUUCCGAUGUUGUUUUAUGUAUCUUAGCCACGGCACGUUUCACGCAGUCUGCAACCUUUUUCUCUAUUGUACGUCAGUGUAUUUAUCGACCUGAGACAUGCUAGUCAGUAUGUUUUUGUUUAAGUGAUGGCGAUAUUUAGAGGCACCAGGAUAAAACCACAUUCUCUCUACAACACAAAGAUACUGUGCUAUUCACUCUUUUUUUAAGUACUGUUAGUAAAACCAGCAAAAGAUCAUUAAUUCUAUAUAUACAAGUACUGAAAAUGAAGUGUGUUUAAUGAGGUGACUUAAUUCUGCAUGUUUGCGAGAGGUUAUCCAUUAGGUUUAGGCAGGCUGCGCUGACUGCAAACUGUUAAAACAAUUUACUUUCACUUACACAAAUGCAUGUUGUGUAAUGCAUAUGAAUAAGGUGGAAAAAACAUUUCCAGCUAAACUGUUUUUCAAAGAGACAUUAUCUGUAGGCAACCCUUACCAGAAGGAAAUAUUCUCCAACUGGCUAAAUAAGAGAUUUAAAUAAUAUAUAUUUAUUUCAAGGCCAUAUGAUAUUUCAUAGCAAGAUUUAUAUAGCUAAUAGAGUAAUCCCACACUUCUUAAUAAGAACCCUAAAUUGCCUACAUUUGUCAGCUAUAAAAUAUACAAAUAUAUAUUUAAAUAAUAUAAUUAUUAUGAGAGGAAAUACACAAAUAUAACCAGGUACCCAUUCAGUAAAACCUAUUACACAGACAUACAGUAUUGUGCAAAAGUCUCC
This is a messenger RNA of Pundamilia nyererei, 3005 nucleotides long. It is a transcript of the gene begain, whose product is annotated as brain-enriched guanylate kinase-associated. Lineage: Eukaryota; Metazoa; Chordata; Actinopteri; Cichliformes; Cichlidae. The record is from RefSeq and is a predicted model, not a curated record. Bases 110 to 2143 code for a protein of 677 amino acids. The transcript has 6 exons. Gene Ontology annotation, cellular component: synapse.